CCGGCUGUCAAACAUGGCCCCGUCCUGCUGGGUGUGAGAGGAGCAGCUGACAAAGGACAGAAAGCAGAACCUCCGGCUCACUCCUCCGUCCAUCGCUGCUGCUGUGUGUGCCGGCCAAAUGAUGAAGUGUGCCAGAGUGAGGAACUGACAGAAGAAGGCCGUCAUUGUUGCUGACCAUCUGCUCAGAUCGACCCUCCACACCCACUCACUCCCUUCCUCCCUCCCUGCAAAGCCCUCCACCCCGCAGCCAUGCAGAUCAAUCCAGUGCUGGUGGAGUCCACCGUGGUUUUGGCUGUGGUGCUAUGCGUCCACAUGGCGGUCUGGAACCAGCACUCCUGGUGCAGCAUAGCCCUCGUCAUCCAAGCUUUCUAUGUGCAGCACAAAUGGGACCGCCUGCUCCGGUCAGGAGGUGCCGUGUUCCAGUUUCGGCCAGCAGCAAAUAGCGGUAUCGUACCGGCCUCCAUGGUGAUGCCCUUGCUCGGUCUGGUACUGAGAGAAAAGUGCUCCGACUCAGGGAAUGUCUACUUUGAGCGCUUCUCCAUGGUUGUCACCAUCACAGGCAUGAUGCUGGCUCUGUUUCUCUCUCUGAUUGCGCUCGGCAUCACCAGACCUGUGCCUACAAACACUUGUGUGAUCGCAGGCAUGUCCGGCAGCGCCAUUCUUUACACAACAAAACAGACACUUACGGUUUCUGAGGUCAUUGAAGUGUUAGAGGUACUUCUGAUCUUCGUGUAUCUCAGCCUGAUCGUACUUUAUCUGCUGCCACGCUGCUUCACACCUGGAGAAGCGCUGUUAAUUGUUGGUGGAAUCAGUUUCAUCGUCAACCAGCUCAUCAAGCGCUCCCUGAACCUGGCAGAGGUCAAAGGAGAUCCAGUGAACUAUUUCCUGCCGGUGGUGGUGGUGGGCUCGCUGCUGCUGGGUGUUUUCUUCGCCCUGCUCUUCUGUUUCAUGGAGUCAGAGACCUGGGUGUCCUCGCUUUUCUUCCACAUGAUGACGGCUGUCCUGUGUCUGGGAAUCCUCAUGCCGUGGCUCUCCCUGUUCAUCGGCCGACACCCCAUCAUGUGGCUGCUGGACUUUCUCACGUUAAAUGACAGAAGACUCUGUCUGUUGGGGUACUGGGUGUUUCUGGCUGUCGUGGCCACCUGUGUUGUGUUACACCAGAACUACCAGCGCCAGUCUGGGUCCAAGAAGCACCAGGCCUCGACUGUUGUCAGGAAGUACUUCCAUCUGAUUAUUGUGGCCACGUAUGUUCCAGGGCUCAUAUAUGACAGACAGCUGCUUCACGUGGCAUCUGUGGGUUGCCUGGCUAUUUUCUUGUUCCUGGAGUAUGUGCGUUACUUUCGGAUCAGGCCACUGGGUCAGCUGCUCAGGCAGCUGCUCACACUGUUCCUGGAUGAGCGAGACUCUGGGCCUCUCAUCCUGACCCAUGUCUACCUGCUGCUGGGCAUGUCUCUGCCCAUAUGGCUGUUCCCUGGGCCCUGCGCCCCUAAGGGGAUACUUCCUGGUGCGGGCGGCCUGGUGCCUUACGCAGGGGUGCUGGCUGUUGGGGUCGGAGACACUGUGGCGUCAGUGUUCGGCAGCACCAUGGGGGAGAUCCGCUGGCCUGGCACUAAGAAAACCAUGGAGGGGACUGCAACAUCUGUGUUUGCCCAAAUCAUCGCUGUAGCCAUGUUUCUCAUCUUCGAUGGGGGUAUCAAUCUGAACUCCACCUACUCGUGGAUCGUUGGCUCCAUCACUCUGGUGGCCAUGUUGGAGGCCUACACCUUUCAAAUAGACAACCUCUUUCUCCCGCUCUACCUUUUCAUCCUGCUGCUGCUCUGAACAGACAGAUGGCCCAACACUGUCUCCUGGGGGGAAGCAAGAAUGGUCAAUUUGGGAGGGAAACAAAAAAAAGAUAAUCAAAGGGAUAGAAGUCCCCUUAGGAAUCGGUGAAGUUAUUUUCUCUGGCACAAGAAAGAAAUGAUGAAAAGCUGACAGCUUAACUGAGCCUGGUCAUUUUUAUGUCAACAAACCAGUGUGGCAGCAACCGAAUGUGCUCACUGUCUCUGGCAGCAGUCUGCUGUCUUCAGAGCACAAGUCAUUUCAGUAUGAGUAUAAGGAAAGAGACGAACAUUUCACAAUUCAGAAAGUUAUAAAGAAAUGUGAAGAAGAGUUGCUAAAUAUUCUGACAGCAGUGGUGUAUGGUCUCUUUGCAUUUCACCGUCUUGUCAUGAAGGUACUAAAUAACUGAUUUAUGCAAAAGAUUCAGAUAAAUUGGAAAAAUAGUAUUUUUAAGCACUGGAUUCUGAAUAUACAGAUGAUGCUAGAAGGCACAUGUCGAUCAUCAAAUAGGAGGUUGUCCUAUCUUGUCCCUUUCUUGGAAUUAUAUGCCUUCUGUAUUGCCUUUGAAGAACAUUAUUUAAAGUUAGCUUGUUGAAAUGUCUGUUUCUUGAUCAACCUUUUUCAUUAUUAGACGAUCAUGAGAUUUUGAUGAUGGCAAUAUGACGAAGGACUCACUGAUGAAAACAUUUGCCUUAACAAGUAAAUUUUCUAUCACACGUUACCUUCUAUUGUAAAUGCUGUAGAUGAAAGCAUGGCAGCCCCGCUCAACUCAUUUAUAAGGGCUGGUUUAUACUUCAGUAUGGCAGAAACUCACUAUGCUCCUGCAUGACACUAAUGUGAAAUCCAGUACUGUAACAUGUCCACAGAUAUACUACAGUAUAUUUCUGUUCGGUACAUUUUAUUUGCUUAAUAUUUCUGUGGUUUGAUGGGACCAUUAAGGGUAAACUUAACGUAUACAUUUCUUUGUGAUACUGAGCCUUCAUUACAUCACAUACUUUUGGACUCUGUAGAUAUGAUUUGGGCCAAACUAAUGAACACAGGCCCUUCCUAGUAUUAUUAAUUUAAGUUAUUUAAUUUAUAGAAAUAUCUUCAGAUAUCAUUAGGCUAGAUCCAUAGACUUUAUAUAAAAAUGGACAACUUCUCUCCUUUUACCUCCACUAUCCAGAAAAGAAGCGAAAAUGUCAAAUUAUUGAUACAAAUGCUGUCAUCCUGUGGUGAUGACAUCAUUUCAGGAGUAGCGAUCAGUUAUACAAGCACUCGACCCAUCGCAAGUCAGUCUCAGUAAUGAUGUUUCACCCAGUUUUUAAUCGCAUCAAGUAACUGAGAACUACCUAAAGUGACAGAAACCAUCUUUGAAAUAAUUAUUUGACUUUUUAAGUUUGCCCCCUGUCCCAUGUACUAACAUGGAGGCUAAGUUUAUGACCCCGUACUGCAUCCAGCCACCAGGGGGCAAUCGUUGUUCAUCUUUACAUACAGUCAGUGUUUGAUGUCAUCAUUCUGAGAUGAAGGUGCAUCAGUUCAGAACCUGAAAUGUGUUUUCAGAAUGAAUUUAGUUUCCAUUCAUCUGUAAGAGUUCUUUUUUAAUGUGAUGACGGUUUAUGAGCAUGAUUCUUCUAGUAUAUUGUUUUUGCCAUCAUCCUUCUGUUUUGAAAAAUGUAAUAUUGCAUGUUAAGUGAGUCCAGAGAGAAAGAUAAAAGUGAUAUUCCUCCAAUUUUCAGUCCAUUAUUUUAAUGCUGGUGUGAGGAUUGAGAGGAGGAACCUGUCAAUGAGAUGUCAACAUUAACCCUUUGGUGUCUCAGUUUGAUUUCAAAUGUAUCUAAAGAAUUUUGGAUGUUGUUUAUAAUGAUUCAUACUUAAAGAUGUUUUUCUAUUGAGUUGCGUCUUAAAAUCAACAUACUUGAAAGUAGAAAUUCUGACUGCUUGUCUGUAAAAAUAGGAAUCUGCCAUCUUCUUGACACAAAUCUGAAAAGUAAAAUGAGCUUGAACAAGAGAAAUGCUGAUUGGUGAAACUGUUGAUGAGAAGACUCUGAAUAAAAGCAGAUCUAAAGAUCAGUUGUAUUUUU
Molecule: messenger RNA, 3884 nt
Organism: Paralichthys olivaceus (Japanese flounder)
Lineage: Eukaryota; Metazoa; Chordata; Actinopteri; Pleuronectiformes; Paralichthyidae
Gene: dolk
Product: dolichol kinase
Biological process (GO): dolichyl monophosphate biosynthetic process
Cellular component (GO): endoplasmic reticulum membrane
Molecular function (GO): dolichol kinase activity
Source: RefSeq, a predicted model, not a curated record